AUGUCAAACAUAUACGAGUUUAAUGUAAAAAUGGGAUGCGGAGGCUGCGCUUCUACUGUCAAAGCCGCGCUCAACAAAGUUCAAGGCGUUCAGGCUGUUGACACUUCUGUCGAUCACCAGGCCGUUACGGUGACUACGGACGAUAGUGUCACAUUCGAACAAAUUCAGGAUGCAAUUAAAGGGUCAGGAAAGGAAGUCAAAGGGUCAAAGAGAGGCAAGACUGUUAGUAGUUCUGCUUAG
Messenger RNA from Alternaria arborescens, 240 nucleotides. RefSeq lists its product as hypothetical. The coding region runs from base 1 to 240 and encodes 79 amino acids. Gene Ontology annotation, molecular function: copper chaperone activity; metal ion binding. Gene Ontology annotation, cellular component: cytosol. The transcript is spliced from 2 exons. Gene Ontology annotation, biological process: copper ion transport. The record is from RefSeq and is a predicted model, not a curated record. Lineage: Eukaryota; Fungi; Ascomycota; Dothideomycetes; Pleosporales; Pleosporaceae.